Messenger RNA from Diorhabda sublineata, 2844 nucleotides. RefSeq names its product coiled-coil domain-containing protein 170. The transcript is spliced from 10 exons. Bases 82 to 2187 code for a protein of 701 amino acids. Lineage: Eukaryota; Metazoa; Arthropoda; Insecta; Coleoptera; Chrysomelidae. The record is from RefSeq and is a predicted model, not a curated record.
UCUUUGCACAAUGAUACCAACGCUAAGAUAUGGUUGCGUCGGUGUAUCUUUGUUAAGCAUUGGAUCAAUAUCAAUAAACAGAUGGAAGAUGUGGAUAUAGAUGUUGUUACUUCUUUGAGAAGCGAAAUCGCAGCUCUGCAUUAUAAAAGAGACCAGCUUCAAAGUGACAUAGAUGAAAUGAGAACUCAGAUAUCCUCACGUGAUCAAAGAUGUCUUGAUUUGAAAAUCGAAGCUGACCAGCUUCGAGAGCACUCUGCUAGGCAAAAUGCUACAAUUUUGUCAUUGAAAAAGCAUGCUCAAGAAAUGGAAGAGAGGGAACGGAAUUUAUUAGCUACUCAAGCACGUCACGAACAUACCAUUCAAAACGCACAUAAAGAUCUGAGGUACAGCGAAGAAAAAAUUAAAGAUUUGGAAAAUAAGAUACGUAAAUUAGAAUUUGAUUUGAAUACAGAAGAACAAAGAAAGGAAAGCCUAAAAAUUCAAGUCCAAGAUUUUGUCAGAAGAUUAUCUGUAGCUUUGGGCGCUGAAUUACUAGAUUUCUCUUACAUAUCAUCAGAAUCUUUAGUACACAAAGCAGCUGAACUAAUUCAGGAAACAGCCAGAUUGAGAAACAAAAUAAGCUCGGCGCAGGAUACUUUGGGAACUGUUGAACUAGAAUUGAAAAACUGUAGAGAAAAUUUAGAACGUUCUUUGUCUGAGAAAGAAAUUCUCCAUCGCCAAUGUACUGCUCAAGUUAUAGAAAUUGACAGACUGAAACAAGAAAAACAUAAUAUUGAAAUGGAACAUCGUGUUGUAGAUAGAGAGCUCAACGAUUUGAAAACUGAGCUAUCAUCAACUAACAGGACAUUAGAUAAAGCUACUGGAACUAUUGGACAACAUGAGUCAUUGAUUUGUCAGUUGAGAGACGAUCUCACAGUUAAAGAAGAAAAAAUACAAAGACUAGUUAAUGAUCAUAAACAUAUUUUAGAUUCCAUGGCAAUACUACUAAGCACGCCAGCCCGUUUUGUGGAUUCAACAGAAACAACUAUAAAAGAGAGGAUACACGAAGUUAUGAACGACAAUAAUGAAAAAACCUCUCAAAUAGAAAGAUUGAGGGAAAAAUUAACAGUGGAAAGUCAACAAUUAUCUCGUUAUGUUUCGUUGUAUGAUCAAGCCACUGAGAAGAUUAGAUCGUUGGAAGAGGAGAAAACCCACAUGGAUGCACAGCUCCACAAAGCGGACACAGAGAUAAAUGCUUGCGAAAUUUCGAGGGAUGCUCUUAUCAGAGACAAAACUACGUUUGUUAAUUUUCUUGAACGUCUCGCAAGAGCUUUAAACAUGGAUGAAAUUUCUCAAGAUUUGGGUAUUGACUUACAUACUGAAACAUUACUAAUGAGAGCUGAACAGUUAGCAAGGUUGGAAAGUGAAAAAAUAACUGACAAGACCACGCUAAUUUAUCAACUCCAACGUAGAGUAAGAAGCCUGAGAGAACAAUUGCAAAGGAAAGAACUCCACUUGGAUUUACUUCGAAGGAAACUUUCAUUACAAGAAGAUAACACGAGAGCAAAAUGUUUGAUUCAAAAUGAAAGAGAUGAAGCCAAUCUACGAGUUAAAAAGCUGGUUAAACAAGUUGAUCGACUUCAGAUGCAACUCGCUGAAGCUAAAAGUCAAAUUAGAGAUCUCAAUGCGCAAUUAGCGGAAGCUGCUGAUUAUAAGAUAAUUUCUUUGGAAAAAGGUAGGAAGAUCGAAGAUCUUCAAAAACGUUUAAUAGAAUCCGAAACGUUGAGAAACAAAUGUAACCGUCGAGUAACUCUCUUGAAGGAUCAAGUGAGAGCUACGGGAGGGACAAUAGAAAGAGAACGAAGUAUCAACGAACAUUCCAUAAAUCUUCUUAGAGAUGAUUUAGCAAGAGUCAAAGAAACUCUUUUGGAAGUGCAAAGAAGAGAAGCACAAUUACAAAAUUUCAAACAUUCCGUGGCUAAAAUUCUUGGAGUCGGCUUACCUAUUCCGGAUUAUGAGUUGAUAUCCAGGCUGCAGAAACUUGUUGACGCACAUCAUGAUUUUACAUUAGUUUCAAGGCGUUACGAUGACCCAGUCUUAAGAUUAACUACUAGAAGUCCUACAGGAGGAAGCAGAAGCACAAGAACACCUGAUAGAUCAAGAUAUGAUGAUUCUGGAUACAUUGACGGCGUCGAUUUAGAUGUUUAAUUUUUUUGUUGAUAUCUUCAUAGGGUAAACAACAUAGUUAUUGGACGUUAAAUGAUAAUUGGAUAUUUUAAAUCUAAAUCUCAAAAUUAUUCGUUCGAACGCUUUAAAUUGAAUCAUCCAAUGCUAGAUGUCAACAGCAACAGAUUAGUUCCUGAUUACACAGCAGUACCACAGAUUCCAUCAUAAGAACAAUCACCAGCUGUUUUUAAGUCAGAAAUGAGCUCGUUACCAAAUACUUCUAACCAUUUGCAUUGUUACAAGCAUUAUGUACCUUUUUUUGAUGUUUUCUCACCUCAAUUGGACGAUCAGAAUGUUCACCAUCAUCGGUGUCUGUACAACUACGUUUAAAUUCAGCCAUCAAAUUGUGAAUCCAUCGUUUUGAAAAUAACAAAAGUUGCUUUACAUGUCUGUCAUUUUUUAGUGACUAAUCGAAAUUUUUACAUUAGAAAGUUGGUACUUCAUAAACGUCAUAUGGAUUUGACAAUGCCAGCGCCAUUCGUGUGUCAGUCACACGACUUAUUGAGAGAUGUAAUAAGUAAAUUUUCAUCAUCAACAAAAUAUUACUCCAAAGUAUUGGAUGCUGAUUAUCAACCGUUGAAAAAAAAAAAAUCGAUAUUGAAUGAAAAAUAUAAUUCAACCAAAAAAUACAAAAAUAAA